AUGACGGCCUGUGGCCACAGAGACGUUGUUAACCCGAGGCGCCACCGGGGGCUUCAGGAACUGUCGAUGCUGGCAGAGGCAGGGCGAACGUUUCUGGGCCCGGCCAAAGCAUCCAAGUUUGUCAUGGGGGCUGAGGGCCAGGAGGUUGAACUGGUGAGGUCAGCACGGAGGCUGCUGGGUGCUCUGGAUCUCAGCAGUGCUGUGGGGCAGCUGCUGUGGGAAGCAGUGGAGGCCCAACACAGCGCACACCAUGUGGGCACCAGCACCCUCCUGUUCCUCGUGGGAGCCUGGAGCCGUGCCAUCGAGGAGUGCCUGCAGCUGGGUGUGCCCAUCCCCACACUAGUAGCCGGCAUGUCUGAGGGCCUCAGCAUCUGCCUUCAAGAGGUUCCUGCCCUCCAUGUGCCCCUCAGCAUGCCCAACUGUGACCCCAGCACUCAUGUACCCUCUGCCUCCUGGACACCUGCAGUCAGUUACCUGUUUCUUCAGAAAGACAAUGUCCCAGGAACUGCAGCUGCUUGUCUUGCUGAGAAAACUGCUGAAUCCUGUCCCACCCUCAGAGUCCAGGCAGGUGAAGUUGGAGAGACCACAGCACAGGCCAGUGAGGGGGGCCUGUUUGCAGAGCCCUGCCCCUGGAGGUUGACACUGAUGCACAGCAGGCAUUUUGCCAGGACACGCGGGACUCCAGGAGAGCGUAGGAUGGUUGCCCCCCACAUACACCACCUUGCAGGCCUGAGAAGCGUGGACACAGCCCCUAGGGCCCAUCCCUGGAUAUACAGUUGUGAGGUCCUGGGGGACUUGGCAGAGCUGGAAGCAGGCCUGAGUCAUGGGGACCCAGGCAGCAUGGAGCUGGUGAGUGCGGUGGCACGCUGGCAGUGGCAUAGCACCCCUGUGCAGCCAGGCACCAGCUUGGCACCCUUCUCCCUGGACCUCUCCCAAAUCUUCACAUGCUGUUUGCUGGGUUUUCCGAAAUCAUCAUCUUGUGUUUGCCCAGGCUUCGUCGUGACUGGUCUGCUGUCUCAGGCGGCUCUGGUGGCAGAAUUGCAAGCCCAGCCUAUUCGUGUGGUUCUCUUGGAGGGGGACCUCACCGUGAAUUACCGCCACCCGGGUUUCCGUGAGCCUGCAUGGCCCUGUACCAUGCUAGUCAGUGGGGCGGAUCUCCAGGGUGGCUCAGAGGAGCUGUGGGAGGAUCUCGUGCUACAGGUGCUCACCUCAUGCCAUGUGAACCUGGUCCUGGCCCAUGGGCAUGUGUCUGAGCACCUGCUGGAGCGCUGCACGAACAGUGGUUGCCUCGCCUUGGGCUCUAUCAGUGGCCAGGGGAUGCAGGCACUGGCAGAGACUUCCGGGGCCGUGCCGCUGGCCUAUGUCACACAAGUGGAGCAGCACUGCGUGGGCACAGGGCUGCGAGUAACCUUUGCAGGAAACAGGCCCUGGGAAGCGGAGGAGAGGACAGGCAGGGUGACCAUUGCACUGCAGGCAGAAGGCAGCCUCAUGGUCACGGCUGUGCUUGCUGAUCCAGUGGCUGCUCGGCUGCCCAUUCGAGAGGACGGGUUCUGGACAUGUGCCCACCGACUGCAUCAGGCGCUCCAGGAUGGGCAGGUCUUCCUGGGGGGUGGUGCUGUGGAGCUGCUAUGUCUCAGCCACCUGCAUGCGAUGGCUGAGCAGGGCUCCAGGAAGGACCACACCUCCUGGCCAUGGCUGCCUGCCGCGGCCUCCUGGCUGGCCUCCACUCAGGCCCUAUACAGACCCGCGGUGCUCCGGUGCCUGGCCCGUGGCUGGCACAUGUACCUGUGUGCCCUCCUGGUCAACACUACCACACACCCCACAGAGCUUGAGGCCAGCAUCUGCAUUCAGCGCCAAGUACAGGAGGCUGUGAGCUCGGGAGCUCCUGCCGCCUAUAUUAUGGGAAAAUAUGGGCAGCUUGGUUGUGGGGCAUCGAAUGUGGAGUCUUUGAACCAGCCAGACCAGGUUCCCAGGGUGUUCGACCUAGUCACCCCCAAGGUUGAGGCUUGGCGCCGAGCACUAGAUUUGGUGCUGUUGGUACUCCAGACGGACUAUGAGGUCAACACUGGACUUGGGCCUCCCCAACUAACUUCACAGGAGUCUGGAGACCUGAUAUUUUUGUAGCAUUAGUGGCCCACAGAGCCCUGUGCU
Messenger RNA from Suncus etruscus (white-toothed pygmy shrew), 2151 nucleotides. RefSeq names its product Bardet-Biedl syndrome 12 (gene BBS12). Gene Ontology annotation, molecular function: ATP binding. Gene Ontology annotation, biological process: photoreceptor cell maintenance; chaperone-mediated protein complex assembly. NCBI's taxonomy places the organism in Eukaryota, Metazoa, Chordata, Mammalia, Eulipotyphla, Soricidae. The transcript has a single exon. Bases 1 to 2124 code for a protein of 707 amino acids. The record is from RefSeq and is a predicted model, not a curated record.